ACUCGAGCCAUAUACAUAGCAUCAAUGCGCUUUGGACAUCUGAAUUUUAUAUAUACUAUUGCACAGUUUGGCUAGAUUGAUCGCGUUCAAUUCCCACAGUCACGAUGCCUAAAGCUAUCACGAUGCAGCAGGUUGAGGGGAAACCGGGGCAGGUCUACUAUCCUCUCUCCCUGAAAACCGUUCCAACGCCAACUCCUGGCCCCCACGACCUCAUAAUCAAUAUUCACGCCGCCGCUCUCAAUCACCGCGACCUCUUCCUCCGCCAACACCUCUACCCCAGCCCCUCCUUCGAAGUGCCCCUCCUCGCAGACGGCUACGGCAUCGUGACCGCAGUCGGCUCCUCUGCCUCCAAAUCCUGGCUCGGAAAGGCGGUAAUCCUGGUGCCCGGCCGCGGCUGGAAGGACUCCCCCGAUGGCCCCGAAUCCCCCACUGGCUACGCCAUCCUCGGCGGCACGAAAACCUGCCUGCUCGGCACGGCCCAGGAUGUCAUAUGCGUGGAUGAAAACGAAGUUGAGGAGGCACCACCACAUCUGAGCCCUGCGGAGGCGGCAGCACUGCCGUUAACCGGCCUCACGGGUUGGCGAGCCCUGGUGAGCAAGAGCGGGAACGCGCAGAAGGGCCGCAAUGUCUUGAUUACCGGCAUUGGGGGUGGGGUUGCGUUGAAUGUCAUGCAGUUUGCGGUGGGCAUCGGCAUGAACGCUUAUGUGACGAGCGGGAACGAGGAGAAGAUUGAUAAGGCUAAGAGUAUGGGUGCGAAAGGAGGGGUUAAUUAUAAGACUGAUGGGUGGGAGAAAGAGCUGAAGAAACAACUACCAAAGGACAGGCCGUAUAUAGAUGCUAUUAUUGAUGGGGCGGGCGGAAACGUCAUUGCCAAAGCGACGAGGGUCUUGAAGCCUGGUGGAGUUGUGGUUCAGUAUGGCAUGACUGUCUCCCCAAAGAUGGAUUGGUCGAUGAAUGCGGUUCUCAAUAACCUGGAACUCCGGGGAUCGACUAUGGGCUCUAGAAAAGAGUUCAAAGACAUGGUAGCUUUUGUCAAUGACAAGAAGAUCAAACCCAUCGUCUCAAGGGUGGUCAAGGGGCUGGAUAACCUCGAGGAGAUCGAUACAUUGUUUGAUGAUAUGAAGAAAGGCUCGCAGUUUGGCAAGCUUGUGAUUGAGGUUGCAGAUGGGAGCAAUUCGAGCAAACUAUAGACACAACAGGAUGAAAAUGUCAAGCUAAGUACAAACAUCUUAGUGAUUGGUGCUACAGAUGAAUACGAGUUAAGAUUGACGAACAUGUCCAAGCGUUCUCCUGAUCGAAUAUCCUGAUUGAAAAUCCAGUCACCGGAAAAGGUCCACAGCCAAGUGAGCUCAUACUCUCCAGACCUUUUAGUUGCUGCUUUGCUGCAUCCUGAGGCAGGAGGUGAAGCACGGAAUCAUCAUCUUCAAUUAAGGUCAAAUCAAGGGGACCACAUGUCAAGAUCCAGCGG
Messenger RNA from Amorphotheca resinae ATCC 22711, 1468 nucleotides. RefSeq lists its product as hypothetical. The coding region runs from base 105 to 1190 and encodes 361 amino acids. NCBI's taxonomy places the organism in Eukaryota, Fungi, Ascomycota, Leotiomycetes, Helotiales, Amorphothecaceae. The transcript has 3 exons. The record is from RefSeq and is a predicted model, not a curated record. Gene Ontology annotation, molecular function: oxidoreductase activity.